Caenorhabditis remanei is the source of this 570-nucleotide messenger RNA. RefSeq lists its product as uncharacterized. Bases 1 to 570 code for a protein of 189 amino acids. The transcript is spliced from 2 exons. Lineage: Eukaryota; Metazoa; Nematoda; Chromadorea; Rhabditida; Rhabditidae. The record is from RefSeq and is a predicted model, not a curated record.
AUGAACUGGCGUUCACUCCCAGUUCUUUUCCUGGGCCUGGGUGCCCUCUGGACCGGAACCCACUCGGCCACCUGUGACAAGGAUGGAGCUUGCGAUGAAAUCUUGAAAGCUUAUCAAACCGAGCAGAUCAUGCGCUCUAUCCUCGAUCAACUUCCCGACGUUGGUUCUGGUGUCACAUCUCCAGCUCAACUCAUGGACCCGCAGUUGAAGAAGUUCUACCAAGACCUUCAGGAAGACAUCGCUGAGAAGUAUCAUGGAGACAGCAGCGUGGAGAUCUCAUUCCUUGAUGCCGAAGAUCCAUUCGCUGGAGGAGAUCCAUCUCAACUCGUGGCUGCGUUCAGACUGAAGAAUGAUAUCAAGAAUAUGGUUGUCGCUGAAGCCCUUCUCCACGUUGCAAUCAGUCUUCCAUCGUUCGAACAACACACCGUCCAUAAAGUCCAUGUUCAAGUUUAUGAAAAGAAAACUGAUAUGAGCCUCGGAGAUUUGGUCACCACUGAUACCUUCUCUAUCAAAGGAAGCAAGAGACUUUCCAUUCAACUCCCAGGAGAUGCUGUCAAAAGGCAAUUUUAA